Messenger RNA from Nylanderia fulva, 8225 nucleotides. Lineage: Eukaryota; Metazoa; Arthropoda; Insecta; Hymenoptera; Formicidae. The record is from RefSeq and is a predicted model, not a curated record.
AAAUGCUUAGUUAUCGGUUAUGAUUGGAUAACGUCUGGCCAUGGUCUAAGGAAUUUGGAAAUUGAGUUGUCCUUUCUUGGAGGAGCAUGUGCUGCAAGUCUUAUGAAGAAAAAUUUAUUGUUACCUCCAGUGUCUUCGGAAGAAGUAGAAGAGGACUUGGAAACGAUGCAGGAAACGGCAAAGAGGAUUUUCUCUGUACAUUCGGCUUUACUUGGACGAGGAUUCGCACUUGCGUCACCCCCUACAGUUUCGCAGGCUCUCGACGGCGUGCUCCCGUACAGUUGUCACUCGAACGAGCGUCUCUUCCUGCGCGAUUUCGUCUCCUGCUCAGCUGGCACCAGCGGUGGCAGGCUAGCACGAUGGCUGCAACCGGAUAGCUUCGUCGAUCCCUCCCAAUGUGAGGCGUUAUAUUCUCGUGAAGAAAUGAGAUGCGGAUGGCCGGCCAUCGUCACCGUGCUCACGAGAGAUCAAUACGGCGAAGUCGUGCACGUAUCCGGAUUAAAGAUCGAAGUGAAGGCGGUGCCGAUCGACAAGACAGACAUCACGGAAUCCGAUCAGAGCAGGAAGAUCCGCCGUGUCUCUCAACCGGAUCCCAUGACUUUUGGCGGUCAUCCACAACCAUCCCUGGACGUUUCUUAUGAGGUUACCAUCAACAACAAAAUGUGCUUCUACGCUAUUACCAUCAUGAAAGCCUAUCAGAAUUACUCGUUCGAGGAACUGAGGUUCAUGUCACCUACUGUCAAGAGAUCGAGCGAGAGUAUGCUGGUCAGACCCAACGGAGAUGGCAGUUACAGUGCCACGUGGACACCGGCCUCGGUUGGCUGGUACUCGCUGAUGAUCACGGUGGAUGGUUAUAGCAUGGAAGAUAAUUACAAAGUCGAAGUGAAGGAGCCUCCACAAGGUAUGCAACCGCCCACUCAGAACAUUGUCAAAAAGCCUCAGCUUCAGCCGAGCAGACUCAGGAAAUUCGUCGCGAAGAAUAGCGCGGGCUUGAGAAUACGUGCCCAUCCGUCGCUGCAAAGCGAACAAAUCGGAUUCGUUUCGGUUAAUGGCACUAUAGCUUUCAUCGAUGAGAUCCAUAACGAUGACGGCGUCUGGCUACGUUUAAACGCGGAGACAAUCAAGGAAUAUUGUAACAGUAGUCAUCUCGAAGCCUGGUGCUUGCAGUACAAUCAGCAUUUAGGGAAAACUCUACUUCUAUCAGUAGAAGAGCCAAAGUCUAUUCUAGAUCAAGUUAUUAAGGAAACCAUUCUGCGAAAGCGACCUGACGCUGGUGACGAUAAAAGGAAGACGGUGACUUUUGAUGCCGGAAGAAGUAUGAUAGUUGUGAAAUGUGGCGCUUCCGGGCACAAUAUUAGAAGCAAACCGAGUUUAAAGGGAGCGCCGAUCGGAAUGUUAGCGCUUGGAAAUACAGUGACUAUUCAAGAAUAUUGCGUGAAUCACGAAGGAACUUGGGUGCGUAUCGAUGAAGAUUCAGUGGCGAAAUAUUGUUUUGACAAGAGUCGAAACGUAGAGGCAUGGUCGCUCGCGAUCAACAAACAAACUGGCGUAAUUUAUAUGAAACUCGAGCAAGAUUUAGAAAACGAUCCGAUCGACAAAAAGUCAAUACCGGAUCCCGCCAUUUCACCGAGUUAUAAAGGUUUCGAUUUUUCGGUACCUUCCGUUAGCCACGAGGGCUUCAAUUUUACCACACAAAAUUACACGCCGGAGACGGCCGAGUCUAUUGAGGGGUGUAACACAAAUCCAUUUGUUUUUGGUUCGUACAAUCAACAUGAUUCGCCAGGGAGUGAACGCUUUGUAUCGGAAAAAGCUGAUGGUACUCCAAAAUUUUCGAAGCCUCAUUCGAAAGAAAGAGUAGCUAAAGAGCGAGAAAGGGAAGGGGGCGGAGGAAAAUUUAGCGUUCUUCAGAAAUGGCUGCGAGGUGAUGAUAAAUGUCAUGGAGAGAAAAGAAGUUCUCCGGGCAGAGAUUUUUCCGAAUUCGUUGGCGUAUCUGUGAAGGAGUUGGUAAAAGCGAUGGGGGAAAGCCGCGUUAAUGGCAACGGAGCGACACCGCCGGAAACACCGCGACGUACAUCAAGAAGUUCCUCGCCGAAAAAUCCCCAAGGUGGAUCGCCUAGAUUUCACAGCCCAUCGUCUAGUCCAGUCCCAAUACCUGCUGGGUCCAGUCGACAGCCAGCCGUUUCUGGCAAUUGCCUCUUCCCUCCUGCUGCUAACGCACCAGGUGGGAGAAGCGCGAUAGGAGGGGGAGAGAGUAUGAGUAGCAGCCCUGUACUCUGCGGCUCCCCCCGAAGUGUCGGCCUCUCCCUAUUAGUGUCAGGAGGGAUGAUCGACAGCAUAACGUCGCAACGUCGCGGUUCAACGCAGAGCGACACAAGUGCCUUGGUUAGCAGCUUAACGAGAGAUCCAUCUCAGUCACCGAGCGGUAUCAGUACUACUGCCAAUACGCGUGAUCUAUCACCGAGUCCAAGUUGCAGUUCCCUACACAUGAGAUCCGAAGGCAGCAUAGCUAGUCCACCCGAUACUCCGAAGAAGGAGUGUGCCGAUCCUCAGGAAAGUCCGCGCAAAGUGUCUCAAGCGCAAACGCAGACGAGUCCCGAAAGCGCUGCUACAGCUAUGAAGGGUCACUUCAGCAUUGGUUCUUCCGGAGUAAAGGACGAGCGACACUCGCCGAAAAUGAGUAGAAGGGAUCACAUGAAGGUUGUGAAAACUAGAGCAAAACGCGCCAUGUCGCCCGCCAACGCGCAGCAAAGUCCCAAUCCUAAUCGUGCUCUUAAUUUGAGUAAAGACAAAGUGAAGGAAGCGAUCAGUCCUUCCGUAGCGGAAUGUUUGAGAGCUGUUUUCGCGGCCUUUCUGUGGCACGAGGGGAUCGUGCACGAUGCCAUGGCUUGCGCGAGUUUUCUCAAGUUCCACCCGAGUUUACCGAAACAAGGUGCAUUGGUUGUGACCAGACAUACAGUUGUACAAUCCAGUGACAAACAGCAACAGGAGCAAAAGGCACGACAGAGACAUUCUGUUGAAGUGACAAAUGCCGGCAAUUACUUGCACAUUCAACCUAGCACGUUGGAGACACUCACGCGUUCAGCCGCGAACGCUAAUGCCAAUAGGAGCAGGAAGAAACAGGAGAAUACGAUCAAAGAAGAGAUUCAAGCGGAUUCGGGCAAGCUCAGUUCCCUGCCCGAAUUUCAUACAGUCGCGGUGCUGCCACCCGCGUUGAAGAGCUUGGUUUUUCUGUGGGAAGAACUCAGCACGAAUUGUCUGCAGGCCAUCGAACAACAGUCAAUUUUACCUAGUCCUAUAUCGCAGAUACAGACGAUGAAGCUGGUGAAACGACCGAUACCAGAGAAACGUCCCAGAGAGGAUAAAGUGAAGGAACGUGAAAAGAAGAGUAAUCGGAAAAAGAAGGAAUGGAAACCCAUUGGUAGAGCGAAUGCAUCUGAAGUUUUGACGGGAAUCGAGCGCGAGACUAUCUGCGAACUUUGUGGCCUGAUGUUUCCACAUCCAGUAACUUAUCAUAUGAAAAUGAUGCAUCCUGGUUGCGGUUGGCAUGCGGGCGGAAAAGGAUAUAACAGCGGUGGAAACUAUUGCGUAGGGUGGGCAGGCAACUGCGGAGAUGGCGGCGUCGGUGGUAGUUCGUGGUACUUGAUCUGCGACACAUGUAGAGAUAAGUAUUUGAAGGCCAGAAAGAGCAAGUUUGCGAAGAAAUUGGUAAGCGGGAUUUCCAAGAGAAAAAACGGUACGAGCAAAACUCUAUCUCCGAUUAAUAGUCCCAGUGGAAAUGAAACUCAUAUUAUCAUGAAAAACAAUGCGAUGUUUUUGCUGGAUUUGGCUAGCGCUUCUGGCUUUAAUAUCCCGAAACAGCAGAGACGACCUUCGCAGACUUUAUCGUCUGUAGCAGAAAAUUAUAGUCCUCCAGAGGCCGCCGGACCAUUUCCGCCAACUGGACCAUUCCAGUGUUUGCAAGCAUUAGGUGUUCAUCACUCACAAAGUCACGACGAAAGAUAUUACGAAGAAACUCUAAGACGUGAAAAUGGACAACAAAAUAAUUAUGAAGGAAGCAGUAGCGCAUUCAAUAACGCGAAUGGCAGGCCUCUGUCGGAGUAUCCAAUGAGUGACAGUGAUAAUGAAAGCAGCAAAAAUCGUAGCACGUUCCAUAGAUCGGUAUCUAUGUCUACCGGUGCACCUUGGGCUAGAAACAGUAAUGAUGGCAGAGUGGUUAUGAUGAGAAAACGUAACAAUAGCAGUAGCGAAAUGAAUAACGAAGCCGGAUCUUCCCUUUUAUGUUAUCCAUCUGCUGCACUGCAGAAAUUAGUACCAUCGAUGGAUCAAUCCGCCAUAGUAUCCACUAGUCAAACCGAAGUAGCGAGUAACGAUCGAAUUGAGAUUCUCAUGAGACCUGUGAUGUUAUUCGUUCUUCAACAACACAACUUACAACAUUUACAACUUGCGAUGAAGCAAGCAUUGCGCCGCGCCGCUUGUCGAGUUUACGCGAUGCAGGCGUUAAAUUGGCUUUUAAGAAGCGUAACACAACCAAUUUGUUUACACGACUUACUGUGGUGGUUCGUCUCGUCUCUUACGCCGAUUGUUCCUUCUGACAAUACAGACGCGAAUGAUGAUGAUAAUAAAACAGAAAAGAAAGAAGAUCAUGAUACGAUCGGUAUCAGUGAGCAUCCUUUGUGUGAUUUAGUGAUAGCUGGAGAAUCUGUCAAUCCAUUACCUUCUGUAUUUCACACUUUAUUGCAAACAAUUGCGGACUUAAUGCUAUUGCCACCACUUGGAUCUCCGUUACAACAAGCUGCAAUUCGAUGCUGGGGUAUUCGAUUCACACCAGCAGAUCAUAUGUUUCUGCAUAGAAGUCACGUAUUUAGUAAUAUUAGCAAAAUUCUUUCACGUUCCGAAGAAGAAGAAGAUGUGACAAUGAGUAUGCAUGAGAGUCAUCAAUCGACAACUUCGCAACAGAUAAGCAGUUGUGUGGAAGCUUUAAAGGAUUUGACGUCUAGCGUCGAGAUUAAAGCUUCCAGUCGCCAAGCUAUGAUUGGUAGUUUAACUGACAAUUCGACAGAAACAUUUUGGGAAUCCGGAGAUGAAGAUCGUAACAAAACUAAAGUGAUUACUAUUAUCUGUGGCGCUCAUGCCUUGCCUAGAAUGUUGUACGUACAUAUCGAUAAUUGCCGCGAUUUAACACACAAAGUGUCAAGCGUAACUUUCCUAUCUGGUAUUAACGCCGAUGAGAUGACAAAGCUAAGAUCAGUAGAGAUUGAGAGCAGAUCUGCUGGAUGGAUUAAUUGUCCAAUCACUGAUCAACGUCAUAUAGUCGUAGGUAUGGAAUUGAAGGGUCCAGAUAAUUCUUUGAGAGUUCGUCAAAUCAGAGUACUUGGUGAGAUCGAAGGAGGAUCUUUAAAAAUAGGAAAACAAUUAAGCGCACAGACUAUUCAGCAAAGAAAUUGCGAGGCAGAAACUUUGAAAGUGUUUCGUCUAAUCACUUCUCAAGUAUUUGGCAAACUUAUACAAGGGGAAAAGCAACAACAGACGGAAUUGACAGAAGGUGUUAACGAAGAUUUAGAGGACAGUAAUGAUCUCCGAGAACAUAUGGUCGGAAUAUUAUUUAGCAGAAGUAACUUAACACACUUACAAAAACAAGUGUGUACUCAUAUCGUGCAAGCGAUUAGAAAAGAGACUAUUCGUUUGAGAGAAGAAUGGGAGACGCUUUUGUGUUCACCGACACCUGUUAAUAGUCUGUUAAGCGACAACAGCGAUUUACCAAAAGCGGCUGAUACUUAUUGCUUCGAAAUGCUUUCAAUGGUUCUUGCUUUAAGCGGAAGUUCUGUAGGACAAUAUUAUUUAUCACACCAGACAGGCUUACUAAAGGAUUUACUAAGUUUAUUGCAUACAGGAUCAGCAAGGGUGCAGCGUCAGGUAACAUCUCUUCUAAGACGUAUAUUACCCGAAAUUAAACCCGAAACAUUAGCAAGCGUUACAAACGUUGAACGAUUACCACCUACCGACUUCAGUAUCGUAUCCGCGGCGAAUAGCGGCUUCACUCACGUUUCGGACUUCAAUGAACAUUCUGCCGGGAUUCUCGACGUAUUUUUAAGCUGUAUCGCGAAAGCAUUGACGGUGCAAGUUAAAGUAAAAGGGAAAGAAAAUGGUAAAGCGCUUCAAUGCGUUUCAUUAGCUACCAGCAUUCACCCAAAAAGUUAUGUUGGAACGAGAUGGUGGUUGAGAGGUUGUAUGACGCGUAAACUGGCAGAAGUGAUAAUCCAACUUUUGAAGGACAUGGCAUCGGGCAAGUUGUCGGAGGAAUGGGCAUCUAUAACGAAAGCGGCUGUAGCCGAGAAUAUUUUAAAUUUAACUAGAUUGGACGAAAAAAGUCGCGAUCCUACAGAAUGUCUUCGAUCUCCGACACUGUGGUUAGCUCUCGCUUCUUUAUGCGUUUUGGAUUCGGAUCACGUUGAAAGAUUGUCAUCUGGUCAAUGGAGCGGUUCUGAAGGACAACCCUUACCACCUAGACCAAAGUGUAGUAAUCACGAUGACGACGAGACCACGGCCAUUAUUCAAUGUAACGCUUGCGGUAAUUUGUGCGCGGAAUGCGACAAAAUUUUACAUCUUCAUAGAAGAACCAGAACGCAUAUCAGACAAGUGUGCAAAGAAGAAGAGGAAGCGAUACGAGUGGAUCUUCACGAAGGUUGCGGUAGAACGAAACUCUUUUGGAUCUUGGCUCUGGCAGACAGCAGAACAUUGAAGGCACUGGUAGAAUUUCGCGACGGUUCGCCGAGAAAACCCGUUGGUGCUACUACUGGUAUUUGCCGAUUUUGCGGCACCACGGGAAAUACGGGCUUGCUAGCGAUAGGCAACAUUUGCGCCGAUCACGAUUGUCAGGAACACUCGAAGAAUGCUUGUAACAAGGUUCACACUUGCGGUCACAUUUGCGGGGGUGUUAGAAACGAGAGAACUUGCUUACCUUGCUUGCAUCGUUGCUUACCGGGAACGGAUUUAAAACAGGACGCUGAUGACAUGUGCAUGAUCUGCUUCACUGAGGCCUUGUCCUGUGCGCCGGCGAUUCAGUUGCAGUGCGGUCACGUGUUCCACCUGCAUUGUUGCCGACACGUCCUGAUGAAGCGCUGGGUGGGACCUCGGAUCACCUUCGGUUUCUCUCUCUGCCCGAUCUGCAAAGUACCGAUGGAUCAUCCAACAUUGUCUGAGCAGUUAGCAAGCGUGAAAGAGCUCUAUGAGGAUGUACGAAGGAAGGCUCUAAUGCGCUUGGAAUACGAAGGCUUGCACAAGGCCGAAGGAGUUUUUGCACCCGGUGGUCGUUAUCAGGACUCCGCUGCUUACGCGAUGGAACGAUACGCGUACUACGUAUGUUACAAAUGUCAGAAGGCUUAUUAUGGUGGUGAGGCGCGUUGUGAUGCACAACUAGGCGGAGAGUCGUUUGACCCUGCAGAACUAGUGUGCGGUGGCUGUAGCGACGUGGCAAGGGCGCAGAUGUGUCCGAAGCACGGAGCGGACUUCCUCGAGUAUAAAUGUCGGUACUGCUGUUCGGUGGCAGUCUUCUUCUGCUUCGGAACCACGCAUUUCUGCAAACCCUGUCACGACGACUUUCAGCGUGUUACUACCAUCCCGAAGAGCGAAUUGCCUAUAUGCCCCGCCGGCCCCAAAGCUAAGCAAUUAGAGGGAGACGAAUGUCCAUUACACGUGAAGCAUCCACCGACUGGAGAAGAGUUCGCUCUAGGUUGCGGCAUUUGUCGCAACGCACAUACAUUCUAAGCUUCCAAUGCUGUCUUGUGAUUUUUAAUGAAAUCGGAAUUGACGCAGUUUAUAGCAAAAUAUAAGAAUGAAUUCGUGAUUACGAGUUUGUGAUGCGAAGAGAGAAGUAUACUUGUUAAGUAAUGGAUAAGUCGUUUUUAUCAGUAAUUUUAAUAUUUAGAUCCCGAGAAAAAGGUUCGUCAACUUGCUUAUCAUACUUCUAUACAUGGAUGAAAGGAAAAUAAUUUCAUGCAGUAUGUAACAGAUAGAAGAAAAAGAUAUUCAUAAUAUGUAGCUUAAGCAUUUUGACAUACUAUAAUGCUCUCUAUCAUUUAUAUAAGAAAUGAUUGACAUUUGAGUAUCAAUAAGUAAUACACAAGUUUAUUAUAUGUGACGAAAGUGUAUAUUUACGACAGUACACUAAAUUAUCGUAAAUAUCAUUUAGAUAUUAGAAAUAUAUGAAAAAGAUGAUAUAUGUAUAU